UUUUCCGCAGUGAAGGCCGGGUAGCAGUAGCGAUGGCAGCGCUGACGGAUGUUCAGAGGCUACAAGCCCGAGUGGAGGAGCUAGAACGCUGGGUGUACGGACCAGGCGGAGCCCGUGGCUCGCGGAAGGUGGCUGAUGGUCUGGUCAAGGUGCAGGUGGCUUUGGGGAACAUUGCCAGUAAGAGGGAGAGAGUGAAGAUUCUGUAUAAAAAGAUUGAAGACUUGAUUAAAUACCUGGACCCUGAGUACAUCGACCGAAUUGCCCUAUCUGAUGCCUCUAAGUUGCAGUUCAUCUUAGCAGAGGAGCAGUUUAUCCUCUCCCAGGUUGCACUCUUGGAGCAGGUGAAUGCCCUGGUACCCAUGCUGGACAGUGCUUCCAUUAAAGCUGUUCCUGAGCAUGCCGCCCGCCUGCAGCACUUGGCCCAGAUCCACAUCCAGCAGCAGGACCAAUGUAUGGAGAUCACUGAGGAGUCCAAGGCUCUUCUGGAAGAGUACAACAAGAUUGUAUCCUUUUUGCGUACCCUAACAGUUCGUGCAGUGGGACGAGCUACUUUGCCAGCUAGAGGCUGCCAAGCAAGUAAAGCCAGCAGAAGAGUGACAGCUACUCCCCAUCCCAGAGCGGCCAGGCUCCUGGGCUCUGUGCCAAUCUGUCAAGGCAAAGAAAGUUUUGUAUUUAUUGGAUUCAGGGACCACCUGUCUGCACUCCAGUGGGGCUCUAAGGUCAGAGGUCUAGUUACCUGGAAAUUGUGAUUUGCAGAUCCUUCUCUAUCAGUGUAUUUAUUCCAGUGACAAUAAACUAUAGAGAUCUCUGGG
Messenger RNA from Octodon degus (degu), 812 nucleotides. RefSeq names its product dynactin subunit 3 (gene Dctn3). The record is from RefSeq and is a predicted model, not a curated record. Gene Ontology annotation, cellular component: dynactin complex. Lineage: Eukaryota; Metazoa; Chordata; Mammalia; Rodentia; Octodontidae. The transcript is spliced from 7 exons. Bases 33 to 749 code for a protein of 238 amino acids. Gene Ontology annotation, biological process: cytoskeleton-dependent cytokinesis.